ACUUUUAAACCGUUCAGCAUGCAGUCUAACACUAAAUACCCUAUACUAAGCCUGAAGAGAUUACGUGAGCGUAAUCUACAAUUGACCUGCCAUUACACUACGUUUUACAGAAGGUAUAAACGUAAUUAUGCGCAGAUAAUGGCCGAGAUAAAUGCAGCGUCGACAUCAACGGAGGCUGUUUCACAUGCUGUCUUUCCUGUUGAAGUCGAGCCCUCUUCAGUGAACACUGAUAGUAUGAAUAAUGAAAUCGAGGUGGUGCCAUCGACACCGUGCACCAGCGUAACACCAUGCGCUAGUACUUCGGAAAUAUGCACACAAGUCUCUUCUGAACGUGAUGAAUUGACAAAUAUGCUUCUGCUUAGACAGUUGUGUCAAUCGUCGGCAUUCCUGCAUUCAAUUGCCAAGCGGACUAAUAAGACAAAAGAAAAGAAGAAUUAUGCUGUUUUACGGAAAGCUGGGUCCAAAGAAUUAUUCAUAGCUGCCAAAAGUUGGAUGCUAUCCGAAGACCUGUGCUUGUAUCACAGCAGUAUAACAGAUAAUGAAGUUGAGGCUUGCGUAAGACCUCGACCGGAAUGGGUGCUAACGGAUUGUGAAAUGUUAGCUGAACUAGACUCUUUCGUAGAAGCCAAGAAUACAUUGCAGGCUACUAAACGAAUAUACAGUGUACUCUCCAAUUCAGAUAAUAUGGAGGAAACAUUACCUCUUACCAAUUCCAAACGUCCAAGAGUUGAGACGAAGAACUCGUCUUACGCUUACGACUCAAUGGAACUUGAAGCAGUGGAGGCACAGAAAGUUUGUUUGCCUUCAAAAUACCCGACAACAAAUUUCAUGGCAACUGUUAUGUCACCGAUAGCCAGCACUUCCACUCAACAAAUGCCAGUGGCAACUUCUUCACCUAUAGCGCAACUAGUUCAGCAGACUACUAAGGAAAACUGUGAAUUAGAUAAUAAAGUAGCCAAUGAGUUGCAGUCAAUUAGAGGGAAAUGCAGUCCCUUAAAGGAGAAAUGCAUUCUUUUAAAGGAGAAAUGAAAGCAGAACUUCAGUCGCUGAAAACAUUGAUGGCGCAAUUGUUGUCAGUGAAUAAGUCAACGUGUGUGGCCGCCGUUGGAAGUGGGAAAUCAACCAUUGACAAUAGUCAACUGCAAUUCCCCGUAACUACUGAAGAAGAAUUCACCCAACUAGAGGCGUCACUUAAAAAUCCCAAAUUUAAAGAAUCAUUCGUAAGUUCACAAUAAACCUUUACUUAAUUUCAGAUGAUGAAAAUGGUGGAAAAAUUAUCUUUCAAUCCGGAGUCUUCGUUGAGAGCGAUGCUAAAUUAUGUUAUGGAUCCUAAGCUGUCAAGUCGUUUUACAGCAUUUGGAACUCCAAAGAAAUUGGCUCUCACGAAAUGCACCUUUUAUGCAGUUAUAACGUGUAAGCUUGUUUUAUGUAAUUAUUUCUUUUAGCCGUCAUUGUCAGCAAGUUCGUUUCGGCUACAGUUUCUGAUGACGACGUUAAGAAAAUUCUAAAAAAUACUGUAAAGGCCUACUUCCAUGAUAUACGUGAUCGCAUAGACAAAAGGGAUAGCCGGCGAAGAGUAAGUAAACGUUUUCGGUUGAAUUAAUGCUACUAUAGUAGCAUUGUAGUGUAUAUACACUGCAAACCCUUUCAUGUUAUAAAUACAAAUUAACUAAAUUGUUUUUUUAUUUUUUAAAGGUUGCAGUUGACAAUAAGAAAAGUGAUCAGAGGAUCUCUCCUGUAAGUUACCAUUUAAAUAAGUACAUGCUGUAGAAAUUAAUGAAACUUAAGGUCUUUAAGUGUGAGUAUUUCUAUUAUAUAGACAAAUAAUUUUAAUUAUACUCAUUAACGAAAUAAAAUUUAAAACCUAAAUGAAGACGUUUAGUAUUUCAUUAUUACAGUGUCAGCUGUCUGUAUAAGUGCCAGUGUGGAUUACUAUCUUAAUGAUUAAUUUUUCCUUCUUUUCAGGACACUUCAAUGGAUCUACUUGACGAUGGGGACAAUUAGAACAAGUGCAAUGAGAUAUUGAAUAAAAAGGCUGUCAUUCCAAUUGUGUGUAUUCAUCGCAACUGAAACUGUUCAUUAAUCCUAAAGAAUUAAUUUACCGAAAUCUUGUAAACUGUUUUCCUUUAACUCCAACAAUUCAAAUGUAAUUU
This is a messenger RNA of Trichobilharzia regenti, 2153 nucleotides long. The record is from the annotation of a GenBank genome assembly. Lineage: Eukaryota; Metazoa; Platyhelminthes; Trematoda; Strigeidida; Schistosomatidae.